UGGGGGAGGAGCGGUCGCCGCGCGUUAGGCAGGGAGCGGUGCGGGGUCCCGGCUCCAAGCGAGGUGGGAGAGGCGCUCGGUGGGCUGUGAGGGUCCGGGAGGACUGUGCAGGCUGAGCGCAACGCGGGGAAGUGCGGCUGGCGGCUGGGGAAGGAGUCACACGCACCCGUCCCCCUGGGGAAGGGGCCAGUCCCCGGCUCCCUGGCUCUUCCGCUCUCUGCCGUAACUUCGGGGUGUGGCAGGGGUUAGUGACGGCCGUUGACCUGGGGUCUGGGCGUAAAGGAGGCUUGUGGUCGCGAUGGGGUUAUAGUCUUUCUCGCGGCCACCGGGGGAGUGAGACAAAUGUUUGUAAUCCGGAUUAUCCGCGGUGACUUGGGGCCUCCUCUACUGCCCAUCUGAAGUUAAAGGCCUUUUCUGUCCAACUUCCUCCCCCCGCACCGACCUCUGCCGUCUCUUUGCCAGCCAAGCCCAGCCGGGGACGGGGUCGGGGCCACCAGGUUCCUGGUAAGGUUGAAAGACGGGGUGUGUAAGACUGGGUUACAGUGAGUCUGUGAGAGAGAAAGCAGGAUCUUCUGGACUGCUUCAGUGUGAGUGUGGGCUUGACUCCCUGAGUCCCCGGGCCACACCAUGUCAGGGAAACGGAAGCGGGUGGUGCUGACUAUUAAAGAUAAGCUUGAUAUAAUAAAGAAACUUGAAGAUGGAGGUUCUUCCAAACAACUGGCAGUGAUUUAUGGAAUUGGGGAGACAACAGUUCGAGAUAUAAGAAAAAAUAAGGAAAAGAUUAUAACUUAUGCAAGCAGUUCUGAUUCCACAAGUCUUCUGGCCAAGAGGAAAUCUAUGAAGCCAUCUAUGUAUGAGGAAUUGGACAGAGCCAUGCUGGAAUGGUUCAACCAGCAAAGAGCAAAAGGGAAUCCUGUGUCUGGACCGAUUUGUGCUAAAAGGGCAGAGUUCUUCUUUUAUGCUUUGGGAAUGGAUGGUGAUUUUAACCCCUCUGCCGGUUGGUUGACUCGUUUUAAGCAGCGGCACAGCAUUAGAGAGAUUAACAUUAGAAAUGAAAGGAUUCAUGGGGAUGAGACUGCCGUGGAGGAUUUUUGUAACAACUUUCGAGACUUUAUUGAACGAGAGAAUUUGCAGCCUGAACAAAUCUACAAUGCUGAUGAAACUGGACUGUUUUGGAAAUGCCUACCUUCCAGGACUUCAGUAAUCAAAGGUAAAUGCACAGUCUCUGGGCACAAGUCAAUUGAAGAAAGAGUCACUGUGAUGUGUUGUGCCAAUGCAACAGGUUUACACAAACUUAAACUUUGUGUUGUGGGGAAAGCAAGGAAACCUCGCUCCUUCAAGUCAACUGAUACCUCAAACCUGCCAGUCUCUUAUUUCAGCCAAAAAGGUGCAUGGAUGGAUCUUUCCAUUUUCCGACAGUGGUUUGAUAAGAUCUUUGUGCCACAAGUUCGAGAGCACUUAAGAUCCAAAGGCUUGCAGGAAAAGGCUGUGCUCCUGUUGGAUAAUUCACCAACACAUCCAAAUGAGAACGUCCUGAGGUCAGAUGAUGGCCAAAUAUUUGCUAAAUAUUUACCACCUAACGUGGCUUCUUUGAUUCAGCCCUCGGAUCAGGGAGUUGUAGCCACAAUGAAGAGAAACUACCGGGCAGGUCUUCUCCAGAACAACUUGGAAGAAGGUAACGACCUGAAAUCAUUCUGGAAGAAGCUAACUCUGCUGGAUGCACUUUAUGAAGUAGCAAUGGCGUGGAAUUUAGUAAAGCCAGUUACCAUUAGCAGAGCAUGGAAGAAGAUUCUCCCUACCAUUGAGGAGAAAGAAGGCCUGGACUUUGAUGAAGAAGAUAUCUCAGUGGCUGCUGUGGCUACCAUUUUACAACACACCAAAGGAUUGGAAAAUGUGACUACUGAGAACAUUGAAAAGUGGCUUGAAGUUGACAGUACUGAACCAGGCUAUGAAGUAUUAAGUGACAGUGAAAUCAUCCGAAGAGCACAAGGCCAGACAGACGAAUCCAGUGAAAAUGAGGAGGAGGAGAUAGAACUGAUCCCGGAGAGACAUGUUAAUCAUGCAGCUGCUCUCCAAUGGACUGAAAAUUUAUUGGAUUAUCUAGAACAACAAGGGGAUAUGAUUCUGCCUGAUAGACUGGUGAUACGUAAACUUCGAGCCACCAUAAGAAAUAAACAGAAGAUGACAAACUCAAGUCAAUGAUGGCAUAUCAGCAUUACCAUUGUUUUGGUAAUUGUUUGUAACUCUUAACCUCUUUGCAACAUGGCUUCGUUCUCUCUGUGUUCUGAAUUCUCAGACACAGUCCUGUGAAAUACAGAUACAAAAAUGUAUCUGAAUUGGUUUGAGGAUUAUGUGUUUUGCAGCAUCUGUCUCUUGUCCCUUUAUUUGUGUGGAUAAUUGGAAGCUGAUUCUGUACAGGUAUAAAUUACACACACAUAUGCAUUCACUUUUAUAGAUCUGCAAUUACCCCUUCCAUUACAGUGGCAUUCCCUAAAUUUUCUAGCAGAAGUUACAGGUAGGUGAACAGUUUGAGCACUUCCCUGAAAUCUUUUGUUUGCUCUGUGAGGGCUGCCACAGUAAUCUUUUCUUGUUCUUGUGCUAACCAAAUUAAAUUACCUGUUUUGCAUCUUUAUAUACACUGAUGGAAUGAGAAGUAUCUACAUUGUUAGAUUUCAGGGUAAUCUGUAAUGAUUCAAAAUGAAGUUCUGAAUGAAGAGGAAAGAAUGAUGAAUGAAUUAUGAAAAUAACUUAGAAAUCAUACUUUUCUUACAUUUGUUUGUGUGGCAAGAGGAGGGGAUUUUUCUAGAAAUGAACUAUAAUAUAGGGAGUGAUUGCUGAAUUAGUGAGAAAAAUAUUGGAAAACUGAUGUAUAAGAUCAUGAUCUAUUCAUUUGUAGAAAACUGGGAGUUGAAAAUCCGGGGAACUUUAGGUUAUUUAUACAAAGGGAAUAAGUAGCCUUGUUUUAGUUGGGUCUUUUUAUUAUGUUAUUAAUUGGGUAACAGUAUAGGCUUAUUAUUUAUUCAUCUAAUUAUAGUACAGAUUUUGUAACUUUACAUGUGGUGAUGUCAGCUCCCACCCUGUAUGUGGGGGAACAUCUUGGGUAUUUGUAAGUUUUUUUAAUAUGUACUUGAAAAUAUCUAUAAUUUGAAAAAGUUUGUCAUGCUUUUAUUUGAUGUGAAAAGAAGAAGAAAUUAAAAUAAUAAAGUUUUUAUUUUUAAUAAGCCAUAAAUUAUGACCUGUUUUAUGAAGAAAGCAGAAAUAAUUAUGGAGAGUACCAGAGUCAAAGGAAUCUCAUCAUUUAUUAUUUUGACACUUGUGAAAAGGUUUUCUUCUAGAAUUGGUUUGUCAGAAUUUUGAUAAACUUAGUAAUUAUGUUUACUCAAGACAUUGAAAAGAUUUACCUACAUGAAUGUUAAUUUCAUUCAUAAUUUAAAAGCAACGUGUCUGUAUGUUAUUUCACGUUUUGGCCCUAAAUUUAAAAAAAAAUUCUCUUAUGAGUCAUUUUUUUUUAAAGGUUUAACUUUUUCAUUGAAAUACUUUGCAUUUUACAGUGACUUUCUUAGAAUUCUAAAACUUCAGAAAGAUUUGUAGCUUUCCAUAAUUUUCUGUUAUCUUAAUGAUGUGUCUAGAUUUUUAAAAAAGAUUUAUUUGUGACAAGAACUGUUUAAAAAUUGUUGCAUGAAUUGCCUCAGUGCAUAGGGAAAAAAAGCAUCAGAAGUUAACAUCCAUAUUGAAUCAGAUUAUUAUGUAUUCAUAAAUUAAAUUAUAUGUAAAAUGAUUUAUCUAAAAUGAAAAUAUGUACUAAACAGCUUCUUGGAAUUUCUCUGAAUUUGCUCACUGUUUUUAAAAUUAACCUUGUUAAUGAAAUUCAGCUGUAUCAUUGCCACCUAGUGGUAAAAUUAACAUUACUGUUAAGUUGUGUGGUUUUAAACUUUAAUAUCUAGUAAAAGGUUCACUGUUUUGUGGC
This is a messenger RNA of Camelus dromedarius (Arabian camel), 3967 nucleotides long. RefSeq names its product JRK like (gene JRKL). The record is from RefSeq and is a predicted model, not a curated record. Gene Ontology annotation, cellular component: nucleus. Bases 628 to 2202 code for a protein of 524 amino acids. Gene Ontology annotation, molecular function: DNA binding. The transcript has a single exon. Lineage: Eukaryota; Metazoa; Chordata; Mammalia; Artiodactyla; Camelidae.